UUGACUUUGAAAUGGCUUGAAUCUUUCCUGUUGGACUGGAGUUGGAAUUUCAGGAUAUCAGUCCCAGGCACUUUUGGGAGUCUAAUGGAGCUACCUGAACUGGAUGACAUUGUAGCCUGCAGGGACCUAGUUCCUCUAAUGCCCUGUUGAAAUACCUGUAAGCAAUGAUUAGCUCAAAAGAGGAAGCUUCAAUAACAUUUCUGCAGUAUGUUGAAGAUUGUGGACUAAGAGCAUAUGACAGAUUGGUCUCACAGAACGUCAGCCACGUGUGGAAUGAGAAAAACUGGAUUAACUUUCAGGAGAAAAUCGAAAAGAAGCAAAAGCAGGAAGAAGCCAUUAAAAGGGCGGGAGAGGUGAUCACCGAGGGUAAGCACCUGCGAAUGGGCUCCAUGAGCAUGCCAGCCCCUGUGGAACACAUGUCCCCUUACCAGCACCAGCCCCCCUGUAACCCAGGUUUCACUGUUCGCUCUCAGUCCCUGCACUCUGUGGAAGGAGAGGAAGAGGAGGGCAGUCCCACAUCCCGUAAGCAGCCCCCACCCAAACCCCGGCGGGACCCCAGCACCAAGCUCAGCAUCUCCUCUGAAGCUGUGGACCUCAGUCCCACUGGGUGUAAAGGCGAUGACUCAGAGAAGUGUGACGGAACACAAGGCUGCAGUGAGGACUGCAGGAAAGUUCCCCCACCGAAGCCUAAGAGGAAUCCCAACACACAACUGAGCACUUCCUUUGACGAGUCUUACAUCCGCAGUCAUGGUUCAAAAGGUUCUCCCACCAUGCUCUUCUCAAGUGAUGGCCAGGCUCCUUCUCCUGCUCAGCCACAGGGCCCACAGGAUUCAGACUUAGAUGAACCUAUCUACAUUGAGAUGUCUGGGAAUGUGGGACGAGAACCGAAACUUCGUCCUGAGGAAGAUGUGCCGGGUGAGGCUGUCUAUGAAGAGAUGAAGUACCCAGCACUUGACGAGUUUGACUUGCGAUGGGAUCUUUCUAGCAGUCGUGCCACGCCCUGCACAACUGAGCUUGAUAUCUAUGCCCCCCUAAGCCGUUGUACCACCCCUCGGGGCACGCCAGUUUGUGAAAUCCCUGCCCCAUUCCCCAACCUGUUGACCCAUAGGCCACCUUUACUGGUUUUCCCUCCAGCCCCUGCUCAGUGCUCACCCAACUCGGAAGAGUCCCCACUCACCCCUCUCGAUGUAGCAAAGCUUCCUAUGUUAGAGAAUGGUUCUUAUGGCAAGUCACCAAACUUAUCUUCUCUAGAUCCCUCUGGCUCUGCAUCUAUGCCACACCUAAGACGUGCCGAGAGGGAGCUAACAGCCACUCCUACAAUAACAAUAUCUGGGCGAUCGUCGGCACCGCCACUGCCCUGUGCACUCUAUAAAAGUUCCUCCUCGUCACAGGGUUAUCAGCGCAGCCACUCAGCCUGCCCCUCACCUGUGAGUAUGGGCCGCUGCCUGACGCCCCUCAGCCUCAUGCGAUCACCACCUUUAGAUGGGCCAUUUCCUACAGCAGGCAUUCCUCGCAGCACCUCUGCCACACCUCAUGGAAAGGGAUCACCACCACAGGAUGUAGGCUCAGGGGGACGGCAUCAUGGCUCUAUGCAGAACAUCUCAGUUGCACGAUCACGGACGCCCACUAGCCCUCUGGAUGAGCUCACAAACCUCUUCACCACUGGCAGGAACAUGCUGAAAAAGAAUACCAGCGGCAGAAAGAGCAAGGAGCAGGGAGAAAUUGAAACCAAAGGAAAAGGUCACAGUUCUGAGUCCAAACGGGAGCACAAGGAGAGGAGUCAUCACAGCAAAGAAUCCAAGCGGGAUAAAGACCGCAGCAGCAAUGGAAAGUCCUUGCAUCGGCGUGACAGCAAAGACAGAGAACCAAAUGGCACUGAAGCCUUAUCUCGACAUGACAACAAGGACUGUGGAUAUAGUAAUGUUGAGACAUUAGCCAGAAGGGACAGCAAAGACAGGAUAUAUAACUGCCCAGAUCUGCCAGCCCGACAAGAGAGCAAAGAUCGAGGCAGUAGUACUGAUGCACUGCCUCGACAAGAUAGCAAAGACAGGGGCUGCAAUAGUGCAGAAUCCUUUGCCAGACAUGACAGUAAAGACCGAUGUUGUAUUGGUCCAGAACACUUGACCAGACAAGACAGUAAAGAUCUGCUAAGAAAUGGUCUAGACAGCAGACGUGACAGCCGAGAAAAUGUUUGCUAUGGGAUAGACCUUCUUCCCAGACAUGAAAAUAAAGAUCUGGGUAGAUCAGGCUUGGAACGUCAAUGGGAUAAAGAUGGUGGCAAGCAUGUCAUAGAAUCUGGUCAGGACAAGGAGAAAAGCAACCACAGUACAGAGAGCAGGAGGGGGAGCAAGGAAAGGAUCAUGAAUGGCAAUGAUGUCAUGUGCAGAUGGGACUGCAAAGAAAGGGAAGUACACACAAAUGGGACUUUACCCUGGUAUGAUGAGAAAGAUAGAAGUAAUUAUAGCACAGAAUCACCCAAAGCACAGGACAAGGAGACAAGGCCUGGAUCUUCAGCCAUGGCAUCAUCCACUUGGACUGGACGAUCCUCCAUGUUUCCAAAUAUAAUGUUAGGGAACUCAAACUCUGAUCUGAAGACGGUUCCAAAGGCAGGACGGUCUUCUUCCACAACAGUAUCACCAUCUCCAAAAGGCACACCUCAGAGACAACCAGCUGAUGUCCAACAGAUGCCCCCUAUGCCAUGGUUGUAUAGUGACAGUACCAUGCUGGAGAUGAUCGAGAGGAAACAGCGCCUCUGCCGGGAGAUACGGUAUCGACAACGUCUUCCUGACCGUAGUCCAUGCAAGAAAGAAAGCCUGCCUACCAUGCCCAGCUGGAAAAAAACUAACGGGGCAAAGAAGCACAGCCCACCCCCCUACCCUACUCAGACUACAGUCUUCUGGGACACAGCCAUUUGACUUUGUGGUCUUGUGAGCAUAUUAGGAUCAUGCUCUGUCCUUUAAUAUCAGGCAAGGUUGAACCCACCAGAGGAUGAGUGGGGUUGCCAUAGCAAUAUUUCAGAGGUUGCAGUUUAUGAAGUUUUCAUAUUAUUGUUGAUAUCUAAUAUUUUUAUAUGCAAUGUGAUUCCUUAAUGACUUAGCAUCAGUAGAUAUUUUCUAAAUUAAAUACAUUAUCUUUGCAAAGAUUGUGUAGAGUUUUUCUACCAUUCUUUUCUUUUCUUGUUUGUUUGUUUGUUUUGUUUCUUUCCUUCUUUUUUAACUUUGCAAUACACAAUCAAUACCUUUUCAUCAAGCUUUGACUUGCCUUUCUAUUUUAAGACCUCUGGAAAUGAAGUUUGUGUGGUAUUUUACCACACUGAAUGAAGUCUUUUUUAACACUGGACGUUAUGAUGAUUGCGUUAGGGCUAGCUUCCUUCUCACUGCCUUUCCACACAUUAGAACAUUUAUUUGAAUGUGUAAUAUUAAGAAAUAAACAGAUCAAGUAUUUCUCAAAAAUCCUUCAAAAGGGUUAUAUUGUUUUCAACUACAUUCUCAUUUGCUCUGCCUUUAGUUUAGUCAUUUUAAGUGAGUGGUAGCUUUCAGAGAGUAUGUCUCUGAUUUAAGGUCAGUUUGUUGCACAUAUGAAAAGGGUAACAGUUUUUCUAAUACAAAAAUGUCUCAUUUAUGGGAUGUUGUAUCAGCUCUGUGUGUACAUGACAUGUACAGGUGUAAAACUCGAGGGACGGCACUCUCCUCUUUGGGUCUGUGGCAAUAGAUGGCAGGUGCCACUGAGAAUCCUCCAAAAUGCAAAGAUGGUCAGCCAGAGAUGAAUGACAAUCUGGAAUAUCAAAGUAUUAUUUUAUUUUUUGUUCAUCUCAGCAUUAUUUAAGAAUUGUGUACAUGGACUGAUAAUUGUAAAAUGAGAUGAUUUUUGUGUAAUUGUUUUGUAUAGAAUGACUGUGCCAUAAUCCAAGUUAAUGGAGUAGAUUUGGAAUUUUCAGACAGACACAACUAUCUGUAUUAGCAAAACAAACCAAUGACCAAUAGCUCUCAGCUACUGUAAGAAAGUAGUACCUAUGGCUUCAAAGUCUGGUAACGGGGUUUAUGGCUGCAUAAACAAUGAGGCUGUACACAAGAGAGCUGCAAUUCACAAUCAUCUGCCACAUAUUACCUGACUGGAUACCCACUGUUGUCCCUCUACCUCAACCUCUCAAAUCAGUUCAAGUGGUCAUUCAUUUGCACAACCAAUGCACCAUCUGCAUUGCCAAAGUACUUGGAUAUUGUAGUAAAAUUCCCUCACCUCACCCUCCUUCAUUCCUUCCUUUGACCCCCAUGUUUGAAACUGAUGCCUGUACAAAAUGUGUUGCCUUGGAGACCGGUACUCACUGUAACUGUGUCACACUGGGUGAACACAGUCACAAAAACUGUAUACUAACCCCCUGAGAGAGGUAUAGAGCAGUGGUUGCUAGUUACAAGCAUUUUGGAGAAAUAAAACUAUUAAAUGUCUGAAAUAAUGUUUUAGAUAUACAGAUGGUCCAUUUUAUUUAACUCAUAGUGGUUGUGUGAGCUGAUCAUAGGUUGGAUGAUAAGAGGAACAAAUAACCGAGUUAGCGCUUUAUAUACAGUUUCAAAAACAUGGGGGUUGCAAUAUGUUGUAGCCUGUUCUUAUGUGUGUGCCAAGCUACCACUAUAUGCUAGAUCAUCAAUAAACUUUGGAAUUCACUCUUUUGUGGCCAGAGGGUGCAGUUUGGAAA
Onychostoma macrolepis is the source of this 4690-nucleotide messenger RNA. It is a transcript of the gene nyap2b, whose product is annotated as neuronal tyrosine-phosphorylated phosphoinositide-3-kinase adaptor 2b. NCBI's taxonomy places the organism in Eukaryota, Metazoa, Chordata, Actinopteri, Cypriniformes, Cyprinidae. The transcript has 7 exons. The record is from RefSeq and is a predicted model, not a curated record. Gene Ontology annotation, biological process: phosphatidylinositol 3-kinase/protein kinase B signal transduction; neuron projection morphogenesis. The coding region runs from base 165 to 2915 and encodes 916 amino acids.